AUGCAGAUUUAUCGAAGCCGAGAAGUAGGGCAAUCAUAUUUUACCUCUGUUGGAACGACCUUAAUUGCAAUAGCACAUGCCUUGUGGCUAAUGAUUAGAAUUCGACCACAAGUGAUUCUGUGCAAUGGCCCCGGUACUUGUAUACCUCUAUGUGCAAUUGCAUUCGUUUUCAAGGUCUUGGGGAUUAGAUGGUCAUCUAUUUUCUAUGUUGAGAGUAUAGCAAGAGUCAGAAGGCUAUCUUUAAGUGGUUUGCUUCUUUACAAGUUAUGCAUGGCUGAUCAAUUAUUCGUGCAAUGGCCACAACUACAGAAGAAAUAUCCUCGAGCUCACUAUGUGGGUUGUCUCAUGUAG
This is a messenger RNA of Ilex paraguariensis (yerba mate), 351 nucleotides long. The record is from the annotation of a GenBank genome assembly. NCBI's taxonomy places the organism in Eukaryota, Viridiplantae, Streptophyta, Magnoliopsida, Aquifoliales, Aquifoliaceae.